GACGCUCGCGAUUACAGCCGCUGAGAACGCGGUGCGCCCACUGCGAGUUCGCGCUCCGACAGCCCACCACAGUCCCAGUACAACACGACGCCUGCCACAACCGCCGCCGUUCUGCAGCACCACCGCCUCACGCUACCUGCGCCAAAAGACUCUCGCGUCCGCUACAAGAACUGUGGGGAACCAACAGCCGCGCAGACGACUUCCGUGAGAGGAGACAGCUGUAUUGUCGUUGCGGAAUCUCCUUCUGGAUUUUUCCCAGGGGACGUUGUCCCUCACUCCCUCUAUAGCGUCACUGUACUCGCUCUCCCUACAGGCGCGCCAUGUCGCUGCAGCUGGAGCAGCUGUCAGAGCCUGCGGCGCUGCGCCUCGCCGCCGCCUGCCGCAGCAGGGUGUACCCGCCGGGUGCGUACCGGGUGCGGCCCAGCGGCUGCAUCGUCACCGACCUCUACCCGCAGCACGCGCAGGCACUCAGGGACUUCGACAUCUACGAAGACGACCUCUGGAUCGCCUCCUACCCCAAAUGCGGAACAACAUGGACGCAGGAGAUGGCCUGGCUGAUUGCAAACGAUUGCGACUUUAAAACUGCCAAGGAGAAGACUCUGAACGACCGAGUACCGUUUUUUGAGAUGAUGACGGUGCUGGAACUGCCGCCAGAGAUCACGGACGAGGCCCUGAAGGGCGCCUACAGCGGCAACAUCAAACGGCCUCGCUACUUCAAGACGCACCUGCCCAGGGACCUGCUGCCCAAGCAGAUAUGGACCAAAAAACCCAAGAUCAUCUACGUGUCUCGUGAUCCGAAGGAUGCAGCGGUGUCGUACUACCACCACCACAGACUCUGGAGCGGAUACACAGGCACCUUCAACGAGUUCAUGGACGCUUUCCUCGACGACUUGGUGCUCUUCAGUCCCUUUUGGAGCCACGUGCUUGACUACUGGACUCUACGCCAUGAACCAAACAUUCUUUUCAACACAUAUGAAGAAAUGAAGAAGGAUCUGCCCGGGGUGAUUCGCCGCACGGCGCGCUUCCUGGACCGUCACCUGAGCGAGCAGCAGGUGGAGCAGCUGGCGCAGCACCUGAGCUUCAGCAGCAUGAAGGACAACCCGGCCGUCAACAACGAGAAGUACGUCCAGGAGGAGAUCCGCCGCAACCAGAUGGACGACCGCGACGGGCAGCUGCGCUUCGUGCGCCGCGGCGAGGCCGGCGGCUGGCGCGCGGAGAUGACGGCCGAGCUGGCCGAGCGCUUCGAGGAUUGGACGCGCCGACACCUCGAGGGCACCGACUACCGCGUCGGCGUCUCCGGCGGACACUGAACCGCGCUCAGCUUUCCCACAAUACGUCUCGGGAGCGCAAGCUUAACAGAGCAAUUUUUGUCAGCUGCCAGCAAUCAAACUUUCAUCCUCUUUUAUUCUCUUGUGGCAACAAUCACGAAAGCCCUUCAUAUUCUAGUAACGGGACUGGACCAUCCAGUAAUCAUUAUCAGACUGUAAGCACAUACUGACAGCACUGACAUUGUUUCAGUUCCUUUGUCGAAUUGAAAUAACAAAGUUCGGAAAUCAACGGGCAACGUUACGUCACUGCUCCCUGCACGUGCUUUUCGUCCGGUAACGAAUACUGGCUGAUCGAAACUGGUUACGCGAAAUACUUUCGGGAUUGUCGUCAUUAGUAAAUAAAAGAAGAUAAUUUAUCACAAAUAUCCUUCAUUAUUUCCGAAGAGAUCUUUAUUUGCUGUCAGUUUCAGUCUAUUUCACCAUCCUCAUGCAACACACACUAUUUCUAUGUGGUGUCCGCAGAGCAUGGAGCUAAACCGCUACAUCCUCCGUUUGACCUGAAGAUGGCCGAUGGUGACCUAAGGACGUAAUUACAUAUUGAAAUUAUAGUUAAUUUACCACUCAGAUAGUUAUUAUUGGCGUCUACAGUAUGACUGAACUGUGGCUAUAUCCAAAAUAAAGGUUUAUUAGGUAGAUUAUGUGGUUACAUGAUACAUUCUUCGGAUAUUUACAAACUGUGUGGCGCUGCGUAUACUUAUGUUCAAGGACUGGCAGCUGUUUGCCACUUCACUGUGUGGAAGCCGCUUGUAGCCACUAAUUGCUGCUGAGCUCGUGUAGUUACUUAGAACUUCUAUGAUAGUCAUAGACUAGGAACACUAUCUUUCCUCCUAGUGUGUUUGAUGUUUCAUUAUGCUACCUUACAGCCAGUUACCAAAGAUAAACGAAUAAGUGAGCAAAUAAAACAAGGAACAGAUGAACAACAACAUGAGAGUGUUCCCGUGCAUUUCUUUAGCCAGCACUGUUUUCGAGCUAUAUUUCUACUCCAAUUACCUUCUCAAGUGUGGUUAACAUCUUUUUAUUUGUUUCCGAAGCUUUCUGCUCCCUGUGCAAUUGAAGAAAGUUUUGGAGUUUAACAACAGUUGCCAGUGGCUCCUCUGUAUUUCAACAUAGUCACACAAGACACUUGAAAACAUUAAGAAAUUUUGCUAACAAAGCUGUCGCAUUCUAGACAAAGCAAUUCCAUAUUGAAGAGGUCAACAAAGGACAAACAGUUGACAAUAUAUUAUUUCGUCCUUUACUUCUGGUUAUGAUAAUAACAACAACUCAAGUUUCAUUUAAUAAUACCGGCAGUCAUAUCAAACACAUCAUAACGAUUUCAAGAAUAAGUGAUUCAUUUAUUUUUCUUUCAAAAUCAACAUCGUCUGAACGAAUCAAAGUUUCUGUAACGGGAGGCCACAGAAAAGGAUUUGUGCGUAUUUCACAUAUUAAAAUAUGUUCUGAGGAUUAAUGUAAUUCAGCUGCUCUAUACGUCAACACAGGAAGUUUCCGGUGACACUCUUCAAACAAUGCCUUCUUUCCAUUCGUGCGAACGGGAACUGAAAUCAAAUGUUGCCUACAAGUACAAACAUUGUCAUUUAAUUUAUCUCAUUACAGUGUUCACACGCAAUGAACCUCACGAUCGUGAGCAUUAUAUGGAAUUGCGGAAAGCAAUACGUUUUGGUGGAAUUGAUAUUGUUGAUAGAGGUUUCUCCUCAGCCCCGAAGUACAGAUUCUGGACGAAUGUCCAUCGCUAAGUUAGCGCACUGUAGUUAACGGUAACAGCGGACAAAUUCAAAACAGUAGUUCAUCCGUAUCUUAGUAACAGAACAUUUUUAUGAAUAAACGUUUGACUAAGCGAGAGAUUAUAAAACUGUGUGACCAUAUAUUUUCGGGAAACUUGUAAAAAUGUACCAUAUAUUCCAUAGAGGCCAAAAAGUAUGCCGUUUGUGUUAGGAGAGUUGUGUCUGCAACAAGUGAUUUGUUACGAAGCGGAAAAAUAAAUUUCGGGCAAGCUUGUUCUAAACACGUGGCAGAAUAUAUCAUUCGUGACACACAGCUGUAUAUCUUAACGGUUGCAACAAAAUACUGUACGCAAUAAAUGGAAAUACCGUUGUUUCAAGCAACAAACUGCCUAUAAUCGUUCAGUAAAUCCAGGUCACCACUUUUAUACCUCUCUUGUUCAAUUCAUAAGACAUUUCGGGUGCGUCAUGGAUAAAUGCGUCCAGCAAUCGCGAACCGCAUGCAAAUGGCAUUCAAAUGUACAAAUGUUUGUUUGCUGGAGUUCAGGUAUUUAUGCAGAGUUUAAAUCAGUCAGGUAGGGUGUAUACGUAAUAUGUUAGUGGCAACUGGGAUUCCUUUCUUGUCCUCUUUUGUUGUUGCGUCAUUAUAUAGCAAAUAUACUUUUAACAAUUACACCUGUAUAACAAAGCGAAAGAGAAAAAUGUAUCUUCUGGUACUGCAUUUCAUACGACCUACACAAGCAAGAAACAAAUUAUGGAAACUAGCAGCCCAGAAUUCUACGUCUACCUUUACUAUUCCUAUAAAACAUUUGAAAUUAGUCUGUUUCAAAACUAUUUACACUUUUUCACACUGAUUAUUUUCCAACAAUUUGCAAACAUCAAACGAAACUUGCAAAUAAAUCCCAACUCAUCAAACUGCACCUAAUGUCAGCAUUGAUACCAUCUUCCACGACCAACCGUAUUUCUCAUGGGGAGAGAGGGGGGGUGUUACAAAACUUUGCAAAUAUAGUGACAUCAUAGUUCAAAUUAUCAUUUUAAACUCAAGUAGAUCUCUAUACGCCGGACAGCACUGAGAAGACCGUCUUGUGUACUCUCUAGCUCUCCAGACGGCAUAGUGAUUUUAAUGGUUACCUGUACAGUUAUACAGUCCUUCAAGGAACAUAACGGAAGAAAACUGUAGCCGCUAUGCACGUCACAUAGCUUUCUUUUGUAAUUUAACGUCUAUUCUACAGCGGUGAACGAAAUUCCUUUGUUCGUUGUUAUUUGUGUGCAAUGAUGAUAUACUUGUUGUUGUUGAUAUGCUAAUAUUUUCAUGCACAUGCUGUGUUGGGAAAAUUUGUGGUCUCAUUAACACGUGAUUAUAUAUCUGUAAUUGUUGUUAUACGUUCUAAUACUAUAAAUAUUAUUAUACAAAACUUGUCUGUAACCCCAAAUUAUACUGAGUACUAAAUAAAUAUUAAUAUGUUGA
Molecule: messenger RNA, 4514 nt
Organism: Schistocerca gregaria
Lineage: Eukaryota; Metazoa; Arthropoda; Insecta; Orthoptera; Acrididae
Product: luciferin sulfotransferase-like
Exons: 7
Coding region: 321-1310 (329 amino acids)
Biological process (GO): sulfation
Cellular component (GO): cytoplasm
Molecular function (GO): sulfotransferase activity
Source: RefSeq, a predicted model, not a curated record